Messenger RNA from Catharus ustulatus (Swainson's thrush), 2429 nucleotides. RefSeq names its product PEAK family member 3 (gene PEAK3). Gene Ontology annotation, cellular component: actin cytoskeleton; focal adhesion. Gene Ontology annotation, biological process: protein phosphorylation. The transcript has 4 exons. The record is from RefSeq and is a predicted model, not a curated record. NCBI's taxonomy places the organism in Eukaryota, Metazoa, Chordata, Aves, Passeriformes, Turdidae. Gene Ontology annotation, molecular function: protein kinase activity. Bases 228 to 1880 code for a protein of 550 amino acids.
AGGAUUUCCCAAUGCGGCACUGGAGUCACUGGGCCACCAAACUCCCCGUGUUUCUCCCCAAAACCGCCCCGCCGAGGCUCCCCAGGCCGCUGCUUCCCCUUUUCUCCGCGUCCUUUCCGAGCCGAAGGGAGCGGGCCCGGGGGUGACGCUGCCCCGGCUCUGGCAGGGCCAGCUCCGCGCUCCGCAGUGCCAGCCUGGACCGGGCUGUCCCCGCACUGGCCACUGCCAUGCCGGACACGCCGGGGGACUGCCCCCCUCGGCCCCCCAGCUCAGCCCUCAUCUACAGCAACGUGGGAGCGCUGCGGGCUCACCUCGUCCCCCGCAAGGCCAGCCGAGGGGAGGGCGCUGGGAGACCCCUCCCUCAGCCCGGCCCGGAUCCCCAGCCGCCCCCACUGCCCAAAAAGCAGCUCCAGCGAGCCGAGUCCCUGCCGGAGCCGGGAUCCUCCCACCGCUACCACGGCGACCCUGAGCCCCGGGCCGGCAGCAUCCUCUGCAGCAUCCCCCCAGCCCAGCUGCGGCACGGGGAGGGGGCUUCCCCCCGGGACAGACCCUCCUGGGCACCCAAGAAGCCCCUGACCAAGUCCCAAAGCCUGGGGGAGCCGCUGGCCCUAAGCAGCCCCCAGGAAGCCCCAUCAGCCAGCCUGAAGGAGCUGACGUUUGGGACAGCAGAUGGGGAGCUGGGGCAGCUCCUGGAGAGCCCAGCCGGGGUCUGUGGGGUGGUUUUGGGGUGCCAGGAGGCCUCCCUGGCCCGGCUGUCAGCUCACAUGCAGGAGGAGCUGCUGGGGCCCGAGGAGAGGCAGCAGCUGCUGCAGGCAGAGCUGGCAGGGAAGUCCUGGGCAGUGCUCGGUGUCCUGGACCCCCAGCCCUGCUGCCAGAGUGGGGACGCCUGGUACUUCAGGGUGGGCUUCACCUUCCAGCACAGCCAGCUGCAGCUUGCAGCCAAGGUCCCCAAGCCGUGCUGCUCCAGCCUGGGGGUGCAGAGCUCCCUGGGGACUCACUGCAACAUCCAGCGCCUGCUUGGCCACUUCACCGACCGCCUGCCACAGGGACUGGUGCUCCCAGGAAUCCCUGGAAAACAGAGUCAGGGCCCUUCCAGAGAGGAUCCAGCCUGUCCUGCCGCCCAGCCUGUGCUGCAGGUGCUCCUUUGUGCCGAGGUUCCCCGGCAGACCCUGGCAGACUUUGUGAAGGGCUCCCACGCUUUGCACAGGACCAGCCCCGGGCACUACGAACGCCUGGCCUGCCUCCUGCUCCUGCAGCUCUGCAUGGGGCUGGAGCACCUCCGGGGGCAGAACGUGGUCCAGGGGGACCUCUGCCCCGAGAACCUGCUGCUGGUGCAGUGCCCAUGUCCCCCCCAGGGCCAGAAGGAGCUGCCAGGACUGUCCCUUCCACGGCUGCUCAUCAGCAGCUUCUUCAAGGUGCAGGACAAGCAAAGGACUUGUUCCAGCAGCCAGGAGCAGGACUGGAGGCAGGGUCUCACUGCACCCUCCCCUCCAUCAGCAGCUGAGCUGAAUGUGGGCAGGCUGAUCUAUCAGCUCUUGCACGUGGACAUCUCCCUGGAGAACAUUUUGGGUUUUGGAAGCAAAAGGCUUCCCGAAAUCCCCUCGCUGUCCAUCUACUCGGCGGGCUUGAAGCGCUUGGCCACGCUGCUCCUGCACAGGGAUCCUCUCCAGAGGGUGUCCAUCAAGCAGGCCAGGGCCAUCCUGCAGGUGCUGCUCUGGGGGCCACGCCAGGAGCUCUUUGCCAGGAGCAGGAGGAAGAAUUCAGCUGGGGCUGGGGCCAGGGCCAGCCCCGGCCUGGAGGAGUGGCUGUGCUGCCAGUACUUCCAGGGGGCCACAGAACACACCCUGUACCAAGUCACCCAGGUGCUCUAUGCUCCCUAAACCAGCCUCCAGUUCAGCCUACACUGAGGUCUCCUCAAAGCCAAGAGCUCACAGGGGCCUGGCCAAACCUGUCCCUGCCUGUGGCAGGGGAAUUGAAGCGAAAUUAUUUUUAGGGUCCUUUCAGCCCAAAUCAUUCCAUGAUUCCAAAUCCACCAACUCCUGAGAAAUCCAAGCAGGUCCUCCCUGAGAAAGCUCUGCAAAACUGAACCCACUCCUCCCAUAGCCUAUGAAUGAUGAAGCUGGGAUCAAACUCCCAAACACGGGGGGGUUUUGCUUGAUAUUCUAAGUCUGGUUUGUCAGAACGUCUGAGGAAAGGCAGCUGGAUGGGAGCCAUAAGCACCAAUUUAGUGGCUGAUAAUCCCAAGUUUAUGGGGUUCAGACUUUGCACAAAACCCCCUCAGAACCUUUUUGAGCCACCAGGUUUUUGCUGUUUUAAAUAACACUCAAAGCCACCCAUCACAGCUCACCCUUGUCUGCAAAGGAGAAACAACAGCUCCUUCAGCCUGUGCUUCCCAAUUUGUGGCACAGUUACAAGCAAAAAUGGCAUUU